AUGGCAGUAACAAAUAAAAAUCCAAAAAAAGGAGACAAAAGCAAAGUUAAAAAAAUUAAAAAAGUCGCUGAAGGGCGAGGAAUUAUCCACGGCAAGUUCAGUUUCAACAAUACUAUUUUGCGACUAACCAAAGAAAAUGGUGAUGCACUAGGAAAAACAAUUAGCGCUGGAAGCAUCGGCUUUAAAAACACUAAAAAAGGCACUCCGUAUGCUGCCCAAAAAGUCGCUGAAGAAGUUAUUAAAAGAGCAGCCGAGUAUGGCAUUAGUAAUGUUGAAACACAAGUGAAAGGAAUUGGUGCAGGACGGGAUGCGGUAAUGAAAAGAAUAUUGGAGGAAAAAUCCUUAAAUAACGAGGCAUGA
This is a messenger RNA of Entrophospora sp. SA101, 360 nucleotides long. NCBI's taxonomy places the organism in Eukaryota, Fungi, Glomeromycota, Glomeromycetes, Entrophosporales, Entrophosporaceae. The record is from the annotation of a GenBank genome assembly.